AUGACCGAGGUGUGUGUCAAGGUGGCGCUGCGUGUCCGGCCGCUGCUUCCCCAUGAACUCAUCCAGAACCACAAGGUAUGUGUGCGGAUAGUACCGGACUCCACUCAGGUAAUGGUCGGCUCCGACCGACUCUUCUCCUUCGACCACGCGUUCGGGCCCACGGCCACCCAGGAUGAGGUGUACAACUCCUGUGUCCAGCCGCUGGUCGAGACCCUGCUCCGGGGCGAUAACGCCACUGUGUUCUGCUUUGGACAAACCGGCUCAGGGAAGACGUACACGUUCGGAGGAGGGAACCUGGGUGAGGAAGGAGGAAUCAUUGACCGUGUGGCCGAGAAUAUGUUCUCGUUGUUGGGGGAGAAGAAGAACAGUGAUGGAGUUGAGACAACGGUGCGCGUCACAUAUUUGGAGCUGUACAUGGAGGAGCUGCAAGACCUGCUGGAGUCUCAUAACACUGACAAAGAGCUUUUUAUCAGGGAGAACGACAAGGGAAACGCAGUGGUGGUGGGAGCCAAAGAAAUAGUCGUCACCUCAGCAGAGGAGCUACUCUCUGUUGUAGAGGCGGGUAAUGUUCUGCGCCACAUCAACACCACAGGGAUGAAUGAGCACUCCAGUCGCUCUCACACCAUCCUCACCCUUCAGGUCGUCAAAGGUUUCCCCAACAACAAUCCCUCCUUCAAGUCUUCCUGCUCCUCCAAACUCUGUCUGGUCGACCUGGCCGGCUCAGAACGUGCUCAAAAAACAGGCAACCGGGGCUCACAGCUCAAAGAGUCUGCUCAUAUCAACAGGGGCCUGCUCGCGCUGGGAAACGUUAUCCGUGCCCUGGCUUACCGUUCUCGAAAUCGCAAUGGUAACAACGGCAACAGCACACACAUACCAUACCGUGACGCCAAGAUCACCCGUCUCCUCCAGGAUUCGAUGGGAGGCACUGCCCAUACAGUGAUGGUGGCAUGUGUGAGCCCCUCUCACCACAGUGUAGCUGAGACUGUGGGUGUUUUGCAGUUCGCAGCCAAGGCUCGUCACAUCCGCAACUGUCCGAUAGCCACAUCCACUCACACUGAUGUUAAAUUAUGUCCUACAAACUGGGACCCUGGCGAGGCUCGACGAGGGGAGCUGGAGUAUGAAGUUCAGACACUGAGAGAGCUGCUGAAGGAGAAGGAGCGAGAGAUUGAGAUGCAGAGGGCAGAUGGAAGAGCUGCUGAGGAGGAGAGCAUCAAAAAGUCAAGCCAGAUGAGGUUGUCUGAGCAAGAUCACAAGAUGAACCCAUACCGCCUCCUAACACAGGAGGCUGCAGCUCUGCUCACAGACAUCUCCAGACAAUCUUUCGGGCAGCGGCUGCAGGAUUGGCAGGAGAGACUGGCAGUCGUCGCUAACGCACAUCCCAUCAAUGAUGAGGUUAGACAUUCAGAGGGGGCUGGAGACCAGGCAGACCAUGUUCGAAUAUUAAAACUCAGACAAGAUCUCCAAGGAUGCCAGGGAGCUCUCAACAUAACGAAGCAGCUACUGGAGCAGAAAGAUGCAGAACUGAGACAUGCACAAAACGAUGUUGAGAAACUUCUUCACGAGAGUAAAACCUGCCUGCAGGACUUAGAGGAAGAAAAGGAGCGUAAUCGUUUACAGACUGAACAACUGGUGGACCAGCAGAUUGUCAUCGAUCGCCUUCGCGGCAAGAAGCCCCACUGCGUCCCUCCCAGGAUGAGUCACUCCAGUACCCAAGCCUAUUCCCUGGAGAGGGUGAUGGCCUCCUUUAAGAUACGUGGACACCUCCUCCUGGCUGAGCUUGAGGAAAAGGAUGAGGUGCGCUGUCCAUUCAUUAAACAGGCAGAGAGCAAAGAUAGCGUUCAAGAGAAGCAGGAGGAGGAAGAGGAGGAAGACGACUGUGUGGGCAAAAUGGCAUUUAGGCGUUAUUUAAACCGAACAUGGACCCACUCGAAGAUGAACAGGAAUCCAUUAGUACAACAGUCUCAGCGAGUCACAGGGACUGAGGCAGACCUUGCCAAACAAAGCCAUGUGAGGAAGGGUGGACUGAGAGCCGGUGUAACUCAGAGAAGGAUCCAAGAUCUGUCAGUCACCAUGGUCAUGGGAUUGGAGCUCAUCAAAGAGCUGGACAAAACGGACAAAGAGAUCCAAGCAGUGGAGAGAUGUGUCAGACAGAGUCAAGACGGCAGAGAAGCUGGCAUACUGGCAAAACUUUCAAUGCACAGCCGGCAGGUCCGAUCAGAGGUGUAUCGCAGCCUGCAACACACGAGUCUGCAGAGGGAACAGAUUCAGACCAGCCUCGGGCAGCAGAGACAGACGGCUGACAACAACACAGAGCCUGGACCGAGUGGGACACAUCGCAGCAGUUGGUUGGAGCAGCAUGAGGAGCUGGUGCUUCAGGAGCAGGCAGAGCUGCAGGAGCUGCAGGAGGAGCUGAGGAGUAGAGAGGAGGUGGUCCAGCGCAGAGAGACCUGUCUGCAACAGAAAAAACAUUUGGAGGUCAAGAAGCUGCAUACCAGCAAGGCUCUGAGUCAGAACCUGCUGCGUGUGUCUGUGCAGUUGGAGUCUGUGGAGGAGAACCUGCGGAGCAGUAGCAAUACAAGGCGGACUACAGGAGUCACCACAGAGGAACUGGAGAAGGAGAGAGAAAGGCUUCGAAAGAGGAAAGACGCUCUGGAGGCACAGCUGACGGAAAACGGAGGACUUACUGUGACGGAGAACCAUUCCCUGUUCCAGCUGGAGGAAGCUAUUGAAGCUCUGGAUGCAGCUCUGGAGUUUAAAAACGACUUCAUCCGGGACAUACAGAAGAAACUGUCCAUCACCGACUCAUCGUCCUCUCAGUCACAAAACACUGAACCUGCUCAGCUCUGUGGUGUCAGCAGGAAGCUGAAGCAGCUCUCGCCGCCUGAGGCUUUGGAGCUGCUCGUCAAAUAUUUCAACAAGGUUGUUUGUCUCCGUGAGACAGAGCGCCAUUUGCUUAUACGUUGUAAAGAGCUGGAGCUUGAUGCUGAUGAACAAGAGUGGACAAUGAAGAAGAUGAAGACCACCAUGCAGUAUCUGGCCCUGGAUGCAGACCGCAGGCUCAUACAGCUGCACAUAGAUUACCAGAAAAACAUCCAACUACUCCUGCAGGAACUUCAAAAGGAUGAAGCAAAACAACAGGCUCUCCAAGACAGACUGCAGCAUGUGGAGAAUGAACUAUUUUACUACAAAAGCUCCUGUCGGCAGCUCAAAAAGAACCUCAAAGAGCAUUUCAGUGGCGGCCCAAACCCUGACGUUCAGCCCUCACAAAAACCUGAGCACCACAUGCCUGAUGACAACCACAUACAAACACACAGAUGUGUGGCUAGUGAAUGUGAGGAAAGGUUUGAGAUGACACCAGUUCGUUUGAAUCGCAGGGACCUGAGACAGAUAUUCCCAGCUGACCUGCAGAUAUCUGGUUCUGCCACAAGCAGGCGACAGUCUGCUGUGGAGACUAUCUCAGAGGCAGUACUGGGGGACUCCUUAGAAGUGGCCAGACCUGCAGACAACACUGCAACCUUCUGAUAAUCUUGUCUAUAGUCAUAAAACAGUAGCUCACCUUAUAGUUAUCACCAACGCCUCUGACUGAACUGAUUACACUCCCUUUACAACCACUGUUCAUUAUUGACAAUAUAGGACCAGAUGUUAAAUAUCCCUUGUACGUUUGAAGGUCAUCUGCACAAUUUAGGUUACCAACUACCAGUAGAUGUUAGCAGGUGUUAGUGGUCCCCAGCGGAUGUUAGGGACAUACCUGUGCACCUUAGCCUUAGCGCCAUCAAAUUUUGUGUGGCUUGUAAUUGAUGAUACAGGCUGAACUUGACAGUACGUCAGAAGGUAAAUCUGACUGGCAACUGGUUUGUAUGGCAGUACUAUGAAAGCCAUGUGGCUCAGUAGAUGAGACACCAUUAGCUCUAUGUCUUUUUGAACUAAACACUUUCUCUUUCUGAACAUAGGACAAGAUGGAGAAUACGUAAUUUAUGCUCUGCCGCACUAAUUAAUGCCUACUGCCAGUAGAUGUUAUCUGAUGUUAGUGACCACCAGCAGAUGUUGGGGACAUAUCUUCAGUUGUGUACCUUAGUGUCAUCAGGUGUUUUGGCCUUUUAAUCACAAGACACCCUCUUCUAAGGCAGGCCCACCGCAGGUUGAUCAGACCUGGGUGCAUGUACUUAUCAUCCGGGGGCCCAUUUGGGAUCUUUCCUCCUGAUCCAGAGCCAUUGGCUGCAGCGUUCUGCAGUAUGCAAUGUUUAUUUUAUGGUCUGGCGUAGGACCUGUCCAUGGAUGCCCAGAUCUUUCAGAGAAAACAUCUUCAACAUGUUGUUAAAUAUUGUUAAAUCUCUAUGUAAUGUUUCCCCUAACCCCUAACCCCUUAUGAGGAGAAUGGCUAUGUUGUCCACCUGUAAUCCAAAGCACUGAUUAGCACUUAAAGCGGCCUCUAAUACAGCAUGUUUACUGCCCUACAACAGUAAUGUGUUUCUUAUGCACUUGAUUUUUACUGUCUGUGUGGACUAUGUACCUUUAGCUACACUUUACAUUGUCAGCUGUGUGAAUUAUUUAUUGUAUGUGUGGCUCUAUUGCAGUAAAACAUAUUAAACUUAUGAAGCAGAGAAUUGAUUCAAA
Molecule: messenger RNA, 4614 nt
Organism: Hippoglossus stenolepis (Pacific halibut)
Lineage: Eukaryota; Metazoa; Chordata; Actinopteri; Pleuronectiformes; Pleuronectidae
Product: kinesin-like protein KIF27
Exons: 14
Coding region: 1-3522 (1173 amino acids)
Biological process (GO): mitotic spindle organization; microtubule-based movement
Molecular function (GO): ATP binding; microtubule binding; microtubule motor activity
Source: RefSeq, a predicted model, not a curated record